Molecule: messenger RNA, 1772 nt
Organism: Vespa velutina
Lineage: Eukaryota; Metazoa; Arthropoda; Insecta; Hymenoptera; Vespidae
Product: mitochondrial amidoxime-reducing component 1-like
Exons: 7
Coding region: 519-1601 (360 amino acids)
Molecular function (GO): molybdenum ion binding; catalytic activity; pyridoxal phosphate binding
Source: RefSeq, a predicted model, not a curated record
AAGAUUUGUUCAGAAGCAAUCUUUGUUGAAAAGUAAUAUGUGCGUAGUGUGCGCGAGUCGUCGAAAAGAAAUUUUUUGAAAUAAAUUUUUAUAUUCCGAUAGUUCUUAAUGUUUAAUCUUUGUGAAGAAAAGGGGAGAAAAAAAAAAGAAAGAGAAAAAGAAAUCGACUGCAUUUGUUCGUUUUUUUUUCAGGUCACCUUAGUUAGCUUACGUUUAAUUUUAUCCGUUUAACGUGCCUAGUAUUUAACGAUCUUAUUCUCGAUCCGGAUUGUAUUUGUGUGUUUACGAAUUUCUCUCUCUUUCUCUCUCUCUGUCUCUUUCUUUCUCUCUCUUUUCUCUCUCUCUUUCUCUCUCUCUCUCUUUCUUUCAUUGUUUCUCUGAAUAAAUUGUCUCAAAAGGAAUACAGUUCACGGAUCGUGAUAACCUGCAGCAUUGCGGUGAUCCUAGCGAUCGUACUUUGGAACGUUAGAAAAAGUUCAUCGAAAAAGUCAAAUAAUAAAAGCAAGAAAAUAAGAAAAAUGUCACAUGAAAAGAGUAAUGGUUGUGAAAAAAAGGUCGAAACUGAGAAGAAAAAAAUUGAAAAGAACGGAGAAACGGUGUCCAAUAUUCCGAAACUUAAGUGGGUUAAAGUAGGUCGGGUCGAGGAACUCUAUUACUAUCCUUUGAAAUCAGGACGAGGGAAGGCAGUGACGGAAUGUAAAUUUACGGAAUUUGGAAUAUCGAUAGAGAAGGAUGGAUUAUUUACACUUAGAGAUAGAAUGUUUUUGGUUUACAACGACGAGACUUAUAAAUUUCAAACGGGUAGACAGUAUCCAACGAUGAUUCUAGUCAGUCUAUCCGCCGUAGAUGAGUACAAGGUAAAAUUAGAAGCCGUAGGAAUGCCAAGUGUCGUCUUUAGAGUACCAGAGAAAUCCGAAAAGAGUUCUGCAGCCAUUGAAUGUACGAUGUGGUGGGGGGAGCCGGUAAAGUGUAUCGAUUGUGGUCCUGAACCUGCUGAAUGGUUAUCUAGAUUUUUAACCGGUACAAAUUCGGGCUUACGUUUGGGUUAUUCUUUGACCGAUAGACGACAAAUUACUACAGGACCUUGGGAACGUUUUUGCAAAGUUUAUAAUACUCUUCGUGACGAAGAUGCGGGCUUGUUCUCAGAUAUUACGAGUUACAUGUUAAUGACAUCUCAAUCACUCGAUAAUCUGAACGAACGAUUGGAAAACCCCGUACCAGCUUUACAAUUCCGUCCUAAUAUCGUUGUUUCCAGUGAGAAAUCAUUUGUCGAAGAUAACUGGGAAUGGAUAAAGAUAGGUGAUCGUGCUAUUAUUAGAAACGUUAAACCUUGUUCAAGAUGUAAAAUGAUCAAAGUCGAUCCAAAAACCGGUAAUACCGAGAAGGAGGAACCAUAUAAAACUUUAAAAUCUUUUCGAGAACAAACGGAUCCAAAUAGAAUUUCCGUCGAUGGAUCAGCUCCGAUAAUGGGUAUAUAUUGUGGAUCAUACGUCACUGGUCGUGUUAAACUUGGAGAUGACGUGUUCGUUCACGUAUCAGCCGAUAAUAUUGAAAAUUCGAAAAUCUCUAACGAGGAUAUAUCUAAAUCUAAAACGUGUUAACCUCCUAUAAUAGCAGCUAUGAAGGCGUGCCUUUGUUUUGUUAAUGCAAUUAUAAUCCGCAAUGUGGAUCGUACGCUUCGUCGAAUAGAAAAUUUGUUAAAUAUUUUUAAAGAAAUGAAAAUGUUCCCAAUGAUAAUUUCAAAAGAUCAAAUUAAAUUAUUUUUCAAGACA